AUGAGGAAAAAGGUGGACGCGAGGAUUCGAACCCUCGUCGAGAAUGGCGUCAAGUCGCGUCAGCGGUCCAUGUUCGUGAUCGUGGGGGACAAGGGCCGGGAUCAGGUGGUGAAUCUCCACUACAUGCUCUCCAAGGCCGUGGUCAAGGCGAGGCCCAACGUGCUCUGGUGUUACAAGAAAGACCUCUUUCUCAGCAGCAACCGGAAAAAGCGCAUGAGGCAGAUGAAGAAGAUGAUGCAGAGGGGGCUGCUGGACCCUGAGAAGGAGGACCCAUUCGCUCUCUUCAUGGCAUCAACGGCCAUCCGCUACUGCUACUACUCCGAGACGCACAAGAUUCUCGGAAACACCUUCGGCAUGUGCGUGCUGCAGGACUUUGAGGCCCUGACGCCCAACCUGCUAGCGCGCACGAUAGAGACGGUGGAGGGUGGGGGAAUCAUUGUGCUGCUGCUCUCCUCCCUCACCUCCCUCUCGCGCCUCUUCACCCUCGCCAUGGACGUGCACGCGCGCUAUCGCACCGAGUCUCACGGGGACGUGGUGGGACGGUUCAACGAGCGCUUCAUCCUCUCCCUCGCCUCCUGCCCCACGUGCUGUGUGAUGGACGAUGAGCUCAACAUCCUGCCUCUGUCCUCCCAUAUGAGGCAUUUGCAACCGUCGCCCCUUACAGAAGGCGAGGCAGUGGAAUCGGAAUCCGACAGGGAAUUACGAGAACUGAAGGAGUCGCUAGCUGACACACAGCCGGUGGGGGCGCUGGUGGCCACGUGUCGCACGCUGGACCAGGCCAAGGCGGUGGUGACUUUCCUCGAUGCCGUGUCUGAGAAGACUCUGAGGUCCACUGUAGCCAUCACCGCUGCCAGAGGCAGGGGGAAAUCGGCUGCGCUGGGAGUGGCUGUGGCUGGGGCCGUGGCACUGGGCUACUCCAACAUAUUCGUGACGGCACCAAGCCCGGAGAAUCUGAAGACGCUCUUUGAGUUUGUGUUUAAGGGCUUUGAUGCCAUCGGGUACAAGGAGCACAUAGACUACGAGCUCGUGGAGAGCACUAACCCGGCCUUCAACCGCGCCAUCGUGCGAGUGAACGUGUUUCACCAGCACAGGCAGACCAUACAGUACGUGAUGCCUCAGCACGCGGAGCGAGUGCAGCAGGCAGAGCUGCUCGUGAUAGACGAGGCAGCAGCCAUCCCGCUGCCCAUGGUUAAGGCGCUGCUGGGACCAUACCUGGUGUUCAUGGGCUCUACUGUUAACGGGUAUGUGCUCUUAACAGCGCGUUUCUCUCUUCUCUGUGAAGGGUGUGCGCAGCAAGCAGCAGCCAUCCCCCUGCCCAUGGUCAAGGCGCUGCUGGGCCCCUACCUCGUGUUUAUGGACGAGGCAGCAGCCAUCCCGCUGCCCAUGGUGAAGGCGCUGCUGGGACCGUACUUGGUGUUCAUGGGCUCUACUGCUAAUGGGUAUGUGCCUUACAUUGGGGUAUACGAGGCAGCAGCCAUCCUGCUGCCCAUGGUCAAGGCGCUGCUGGGACCGUACCUUGUCUUCAUGGGCUCCACUGUUAACGGGUAUGUGCCAUGUGCUGGUAAUGGGAAGGUGGAGUGGAGUUUAGUAGCCGAUCCGGUAUGCGAAGGGGGACCUGCAGCCUCAAUCAACCCUUCUCCUCUCACCUUCUCUCCUCUCCACCUACAGCUACGAGGGCACGGGGCGGAGCCAAUCCGGUAUGCGGAGGGGGAUCCUGUGGAGAAAUGGCUCAACCACCUGCUGUGCCUCGACGCUACUUCACAUGUGCCCAAGCUGCAGGCUCGCAUGCCGCACCCAGACGAGUGUGAGCUGUUUUACGUCAACCGAGACACGCUCUUCUCCUUCCACUCCGCCUCAGAGCUCUUCCUCCAGAGAAUGAUGGCACUAUACGUGUCCUCUCACUAUAAGAACACCCCGAACGACCUCCAGCUCAUGUCCGAUGCACCGGCACACCACCUCUUUGUGCUCCUCGGUCCAGUGGACGAGUCACAGACUUCGCUCCCUGACGUGCUGUGUGUGCUGCAGGUGUGUUUGGAAGGAGAGAUUUCAAAAGCGUCAGCACUGAAAGGCCUCUCGCAGGGACAUCAGCCCACAGGCGACCUGCUCCCCUGGACGCUCUCCCAGCAGUUCCAAGACUCCGAGUUUCCUUCACUCUCUGGUGCUCGGGUGGUCCGGAUCGCCGUUCAUCCUGAUCUCAUGCACGCGGGAUACGGAUCCAGAGCCGUUGAUCUGCUCUCCAGAUACUACGAGGGUCAGUUGACAAGCAUGGGGGAGGACAGCGAGGAGGAGGAGAGUGAGGACGAAGAGGAGGGGGGUCACGGGCGCUCCAAGGCUGCUCAAGAGGCUCGGGAGAAUGGAUCGGUAUGGUGCAGUGCACUUAAAGUGGCAUCACUGCUAGAGGAGCAGCUAGCGCCGCGGUCGGGCCUGCCGCCGCUGCUACAGCCUGUGGGGGAGAGGCGGCAGGAGCAGCUUCACUAUGUGGGAGUGUCGUUUGGGCUGGGGCAACAGCUGUUUAAUUUCUGGCGGAGGCAACAGUUUGUUCCCCUUUAUGUUCGGCAGACACCGAGCGAUAUCACAGGUGAGCACACGUGCAUCAUGCUCAAGCCCCUGCGGAACGAGGACUUAGUCGCAGCAGACACCAAGCACUCGUGGCUCGACUCCUUCUCACAAGACUUCCACCGUCGAUUCCUCUCGCUCCUCGGUUUCUCCUUCCGGCCCUUGCCGCCUGCCCUCUGCCUCAGCAUUCUGGACCCACAGAUUGAGUUCCCAGAGACAGAGGCACGGGAGGCUACCGUGCCGGCAGGGCUGAUGGAAGGGAAAGCGGCACUGCUGUCUUCAUAUGAUAUGAAGCGACUCGAGUCAUACGCCAGCAACCUGGUUGACUACCACCUGAUCAUGGACCUCAUUCCCCCUCUCGCCCGACUCUACUUCCUCGGUCUCAUUCCUGCUUCUCUCUCCUACGCCCAAGCUGCCAUUCUGCUCUCCUUUGGUCUGCAGCACCACGAGCUCUCCACCAUCGAGGCGAACCUUCGGCUGCCCGGGACGCAAGUUCUUGCUCUCUUCAACAAGGCCAUUCGGAAGAUCCACGGUGUUCUCUACGCCGCUGCUGCUCGCACCAUAGAGGCUGCCCUUCCCAGGAUCAAAGAGGUGGACCUGCGGCCCCACCCCCAGUCAGUUGAUGAAGAUCUGGCAGAGGCAGCAGAUCAAGCCAAGAAGGUGAUUAAAUCCCGGCUGGAGGGGGCAGCAGAGCCUGGCACCACCACCCUGCUGACGUCACUGACACCUGGGCAGAUGCAGGAGUUUGCGAUCGACGGCCGAGAUGCAGACUUUGAGGCUGCGAUUGCUGCAGGAGGGGGGAAACUUCCGGGAAGCGGUGUGUUGAGUGUGAAGACAAAGGGAGGAGGGAAGAAGAGGGGUGGUGGUGAAGAUGGGAAUUUGGAUGGUGGCGAAGGGGGGAACAAGAGGAUGAAGGCAACUGGUCCGUCUGUGUGCUCCUUGCACCAGGCAGCAGUGCAGGAUCGCCGGUCCAGGCAUGGAAGGAGGUCCCAGCAAUGGCGGAUCACUCGUCGCAGUGACGAUGCUUUUCGGCCAAGCUGCGCCACUCCCGGUACUGCAGCCGUUGCCACGUCAGCACUCCCAGUCCCACUGCAAGCCAAGCGCCUCUGGCUGGCUCCUUGCGCUGACGCCCUCAGCGCCCCGCGCGCCGCUUCCGCGCGCCCAUCCUUCUCAGCGGAAUCACUGGCGGGUCGCACGCGUGUGCGCGCGGAAGCGCAAGCAGGCGCGGGAGCGGCGGAAGUCCCCCCACCGGAGACUAAGCUAUACGACUACGUGGUUAUCGGGAGCGGCAUUGCCGGCCUCCGGUUCGCGCUAGGCGUCGCGGCGAAGGGCACUGUAGCGGUGGUGACCAAAGCCGAGCCGCAGGAGGGCAGCACGAACUACGCGCAGGGCGGCGUGAGCGCGGUCCUGGAUCCGCUAGAUUCGAUCGAGAAUCAUAUCUCGGAUACGAUCGUGGCGGGCGCGUAUUUAAACGACGUGGAGGUCGUGGAGGUGGUUUGUCGCGAGGGGCCGGAGCGCGUGCGCGAGCUGAUGCGCAUGGGCGCAAGUUUCGACCGCGGGGACGACGGGCGGCUGCUGCUUGCGCGCGAGGGGGGCCACUCGCACUCGCGGAUCGUGCACGCGGCGGACGUGACCGGGCGGGAGAUCCAGCGCGCGCUGUUGACGGCGGCGCAGAAGACGAAGCGGAUCGAUAUGUUUGAACACCACAUGGCGAUCGACCUGCUGACGCGACAGGAGGACGGCGGGCAGAGCACGUGUUAUGGAGUAGAGGCGCUUGAUACAGAGACGGGGCAGAUCAUCCGCUUUAUAGCGGGAUCCACGCUGCUCGCUACAGGCGGGGCAGGCCACGUAUACCCCAACACCACCAACCCCACGGUGGCAACUGGGGACGGUGUGGCUCUGGCGCUCCGUGCAGGCGCUGUCAUCUCUAAUAUGGAGUUUAUCCAGUUCCAUCCAACAGCGCUAGCCGACGCAGGUCUGCCCAUCCAGCCACCGGGACCCCGCCCCAACGCCUUCCUCAUCUCCGAAGCUGUACGAGGAGCAGGCGGGCUGCUGUACAACCAGGCAGGCGAGCGCUUCAUGCUUCACUACGACCCGCGGGGCGAGCUCGCCCCUCGGGACGUGGUUGCCCGGUCCAUCGACGACCAGCUCAAGCGCCGCGGCGAUCUCUUCGUCUAUCUCGACAUCAGCCACAAACCGACGGCCGAGAUCCUCCGGCACUUCCCGAACAUCGCAGCUGAGUGCAAGCGGUGGGGCGUGGAUAUCACUAAGGACCCGAUCCCGGUCGUCCCCGCCGCGCAUUACAUGUGCGGGGGAGUCCAAACGGGGCUGUUUGGGGAGACUUCGAUUAGAGGGUUGUGGGCUGCGGGGGAGGUGGCUUGCACGGGUCUACAUGGGGCAAACCGCCUGGCGUCGAAUUCGCUCCUGGAAGCGCUGGUGUUUGCGCAGAGAGCAGUAGAGCCGGCAAUUGCACAUGCUGUGGCAGCUGCACCACUGAAUCAUGUGCUUGCAGGGUUGCCUGACGGGAGGGAUAUGGAUGGGGCAAUGUGGGGGGGAGAGGAGUGGGAGGGGGAAGGGGAAGGGGAUGGGGAGGAAGUGAAGGUGGUGGGGUUGAGGAGGGAGGAUCCAGGGGCGGUCGCUGCUGCUCGUGUGACUGCUAAGUACAGAGAGCAGCUUAAGGCUAUCAUGUGGCGCUAUGUCGGGAUUGUCCGAUCCACUGACCGCCUCCGAAUAGCACAGAGGGAGAUUGACACGCUGGCAUCUGCCUGGCGUGCUGACCUCGAGACCGAUGUGCUGCUGCCACGUGGCGCUGUCUCAAUGGAGGCGUGCGAGAUGGAGAAUCUUAUCAAUGUGGCGUCGCUUGUCGUGCGCAGCGCACUGAGGAGACGGGAAAGCCGGGGUUUGCAUUUUACCACGGAUUUUCCCGGGCAAUCAGAAUCGGCGAGUCUGCAUACGGUAUUGGUGGCAGGGUGCUUAGAUGAGGAGGACGACGACUGGGAGGGUGGACGGGAGAGGGAGAGUGAUAAUGAUGGGGCGGGUGAUCUGGAAGCGAGGUUCGGGGCCACGGAGAGGCUCGGGUGGACCACGUGGUGGAGGCAAUCGGGGCCUGUGGUUCGGCAGACGGGUUCGGGUGCUAGGCAGGCUCGGCCAGUGCAGAGGGGAGCGGGUGGUGCGAGGAGACAGGGAGGCCCGUUGCGCCCGGCAGCGAAGCCGACUCAUAAGGUCCAGCAUGGCAGCGUCGCUGUCAUGCUGGCAAGGCGCGCACACACUGCUGGCUCACAGCCUCUCCCCAGCAUGCCGCAGUUCAAGAAAUGGCUUCAGCCGCCCAACCUGGUUCACCUGGCGUGUGCCGCGACAGCGGAGCUGUUCGGAACCAUGUUCUUUGUCUUCAUUGGCGUGGGGUCAGUUGCUGUUUCAAGUGAAUUCGUUCAGGGGCUGGACGUGACCCGCAUACUCUCCAUUGGCAUCGCACACGGCCUUGCGCUAGUGGUUGCUGUGGGAGCCGCAUCCGGGAUUUCAGGAGGGCACAUCAAUCCAGCUGUCACACUUGGCAUGCUGGCAGUGGGGCUGGUUGACGUCAUCACAGCAGCAGCAUACGUGGCAGCUCAGCUGAUAGGCGGUGUGUUUGGCGCUGGCCUGGUUAAGGCAAUAACUCCUGCCAGCACACAUGACGCUCUUGGUGCACACGUGCUCGGUGCUGGCGUCUCCAUAGGCCAAGGGGUCCUCACUGAAAUCAUCCUCACUGCCAUACUAGUCUACGCAGUCUUCGCAACUGCUGUCGACCCCAAGGGGCCGUCCCACCUCGCGCCGAUGCUGAUUGGUUUCUCCGUGCUUGUGGAUCAUAUAGUGGGUGUUCCACUAACAGGGGCCUCUAUGAACCCGGCUCGCUCCUUCGGUGCAGCUGUUUGGUCGAAUGUGUGGGAGAACCACUGGAUUUAUUGGGUUGGGACUAUUAUUGGUGCUUGUGUCGUCAGUGUUGCGUACUGCCUGGUGUUUCUGGUGCCUAGGGAGUAUGGGGAUAAGGUGAAAGCGCUGAGCCCUUCUAGGGCUGGAGUUGCACGCCAGGAUGAGAGCAAUGUCAGUAUUACUGUUUCAUAA
Closterium sp. Yama58-4 is the source of this 6654-nucleotide messenger RNA. The record is from the annotation of a GenBank genome assembly. Lineage: Eukaryota; Viridiplantae; Streptophyta; Zygnematophyceae; Desmidiales; Closteriaceae.